Messenger RNA from Paralichthys olivaceus (Japanese flounder), 3325 nucleotides. NCBI's taxonomy places the organism in Eukaryota, Metazoa, Chordata, Actinopteri, Pleuronectiformes, Paralichthyidae. The record is from RefSeq and is a predicted model, not a curated record.
CUGCCGCUGUGUGGCAUGAAUCGCCCUCCCUCCAUGUGAGUGGGCUGCAGGAGGAACCAGCUCCGUCAUCGUGCGCGCUGCGGAGAGAUGCGGCGGCGCACGGUGAAGCAUCAGCGGUGGAGGAGCUGAUGCGCAGUGACCGAGACACGGAGCAAACACCCAGGGCUGUGCUGGGCCUCUGAAUCCAGGCGAUGGGACGGAGCUGAAAGGCAUCGGACGGGUUGGUUGUGCAGCAGCGGCAGCGGAGGGGCUGGUGGUGGUGGUGCAGGCCGAGUGGACGGAUGAUCCUGAGCCCAGAGAAGGAUGCUCCAUCUCCAGGGAGGGUUGAACAGGCUCCUGUAAACAAUGAGGAGGCAGAGAGGAGGACUCUUCAUCCACAGCCUGAGGAGACACUGAGGUUGUUGUGUGACAGCUGAGUCAGUCCACAGUGACGAGAGGCUCUGAAGACGCCGUUACGGAGUAUCGUGGGGGGAAACCUCUCCUUAUUUUCAGCGCUGACAGCUCAACGUCUGACCUGAGCAUUUCUUCUCUUCAUCAGAGGAUCUGGAGCCGCUCCAGCUCCCUUUCACAAAACAACUGACUCUGAUUUACUUGUUUCUUGUCCAAAACCUCCAGUUGAGGUUGAACUGUUAAGGUACAAGAUUAAGUGGAGUCACUUAUCUCCUGCAACUAAGAAUUUUAUCUUGAGAGGAUUUCAGCUGUUUCAUGAUGCCCUCUGUGUUUUCGCAAAACCUUUUUACUGUUGCUCUGAAUCUAGAAUAGAUUCCUGAUAGUGGCAGCUUUUCCUCUCACCGAUGAGAAUUCGACCUGACGGGCUGAAUUUUAAUAAAGGAUAAGUGAGGACAAACUGAUACAACAUAGAUGAGGCCAACAACGAGCAUCAUGCUCCAGCAGAAUAACAACAACAACUACCCCUGUCUGAACGUGUCAGGCUCCACCCGGGAGAUGCUCCAGAAGUGCUCCAGAGCCUCCCUGCCCUUCCCCAGCCGCCUGGAACUGGGUCUGGGAGACCUGCCGCUGAUCAGGGGCCUCCGAGCUUGGGCCCUGUGCUCAAAGAACCGCUGCAAAGCUGGUGGUCUUCUGGGAGGAGGUCAGGCCCCCCUAGCUCCACUCACAGGCCACGGGGGCUCAACUGCCGGCCCCCGGCCUGCAGAUGUGCACCUGAGUGGGGAGUGGGGUCGUAUGGGGUAUGGUCUUCCCUUGGGGGUGGAUACCAGACAGGCUGGGAUUGGAGCUUUGGUAACGGUCGCCACUCUGAAGACCUCAGAGGGCAGUGGGAAGACGCAGACUCAGUGCCUCUUCCUGCGGACUGAGAAAGGAAGCUGUUUAUACUCAACCGCUAAACCUGGUUCUGGGAGUGCAAGCGGUGCAGUGGCCUCAAGCGGGGUCGGAGGAUGGCUGAGAGGGAAGACAGGAGUCGGAGGCAGUGACGCUCUAGCCGGGAGGAGGGACAAUGGGUCAAAUCUGCCGGCACAGACUGGAGCAAACCGGGUUAGAGUGCGUUCAGGCCGGAGAUGGAGGAAGUCUGGUAACGCAGCUGGCCAUGAGAAAAUGGGCGUGAGCAAAGAGAGGCAGCAGAGGAGCAGGGAAGGACCUGCAGGAGAAAGACAGGAAGAGCAAGACAAAGGAGGUCUGCACAGUGAACAGUUUCCCAGCAUGCAGCAGGAUGGCCGGAGAGCCAGGCAGGAGAAAGAGAGAGAGAAAGAGGGAGUUUGCAGAAGUCCUAGAUGCUGCCACAGUGUUUCUCCUAAAACUCAGAGUGGAAGGAUAGUGCAGAGAAGGGAGAGCCAGGAAGAGAGCAAGGGAGGUGAGAGUCCGAGGAGAGAAGAUGUGAGAGGAAUGAGGAAGGAGAAGCAAGAGGAGGAAGGAGGCCCCUGUGAGUUACAGUCCCUGGAUUCUGUUUUGGCUUUGGCAAACCCUGACCUAGAAUCUAACUGCCUUCACCCACAAUCCCCCAGUGGCUGUGAUGGUGAAGAGAUUAGAGAGGCCGACAGCAGUGAGGAGCCGAAGACGCAAACCACUCCCAGGAUGCACUGCUGUUCAGAGGAAGAGCAGGAUUCAAACUCUGAGAUUCUGAAAACACGUAACGAAAACAAUGAUAUCAUUCACGUCCAGUCUGGACUCAGCGGAGGUUUUAAUGACAGAGAACCAACUGAAAAUCCAUGUGAAGACAAAGUGGCUAAUGUAAAUGGAUUUCCUGAUUGUGCAGAAGCAGAUGAAGACAGGGAGAGAGCUGAAAGUAAAGAAGAGGAAAGGAGUGUCUGUCAGACUCCUCCUGAAUUCACAGUUGUCUCUGACUGCUACAAGGACGUCUCUAUCUACACCCGUCCUGUCUCCAUUAGUGCUGCAGUGUCCCCUGAGGCCUCUACUCCUGCAGAGGGCAGCAUCUGCCCUGCUGACCACCAGACUUGUUGGGUUGAAGGAGUACAAGAGAAGAGCCGAGCAGAGCACCCAGAGUGGCAUCAUGAAGGGGACUCAGGCAUUGUGGGUAAAGAAGAGCUGGAUGUUGAGUCUGAUGAGAAGAAGGCUGUGAAACCUCAGCUCUUCUGUAAACAUGAGGAAAACAGCAGCCAGGUGGAGGAGAGAGAAGCUUCAUAUUCCCUUCUCUGUCUCAAAUAUCCUUCCAUCUUUGAGAGUGAAACAGAAAACAGAUGCAACAGUCGGAGAAGUGAAAAUGAGCAGAGAGUGGAGCUGGAGUCAGAGGAGAAAAGAGAGGAGACGCUGAAUCCUGAGGAAGGUGAGGAGAUCAGGGGGAGGGAGCUGGACAUUAUCAGCAAUGAAGGUGAUGAUGAGCACACAAGGGAAGAGACAAGCGUUAGCGACGCACUGAUGGACAGUUAUAAAGAAGUGGAGAAGAACUGUGCAGCAGAAGAUGAGCAGAGGCGACAGGACUCUGCAGACGGAUCCAGAGGAUGGAGGAAAAACCAUGGAGACACCUGCAGCGUCACCCAUCCUGAGGAGAACCGCGAGAGCAGCACUGACCUCCCUAAUGUCGCCUGCUCUGAUCCCCCCACCUUUCUUGCAGCCUCCCCGGCUAAUCCUGACCCCUCUCUGCCCCCCCUGGGAUCCGUGGCAACCAGCCUACCCUGUCUGGAGGAGGAGGAGGUGCUCAGAGCGCCGGCCAGAGACGGAGUUCAGGAAGGGACGAGGCGGUGCAGGAGAGAGCUGGAGGAGGAGAGGGGUUCCACCGUGGCCACUGCAGACAGGAGGAAGGAGGAGGAGGAAGAUGAGUUUGGAGUGUUCAUGCAAGCGGACGGAGAGCUGGCCUGGAGCGAGGGGGUCACCAUGUCUGCCUCAGUGCCUUGUGGGAGCAGAGCGAGUGCUG